AUGGCAGUGAACCAGACGGCGGCGUUGAAGGUGGGAGAAAACAACGAAAAGAAGCAUCACGCCCAAGCUAUGAAUAGGAAGUUGACAGUUAUGAAUAAACUGUUGAUGGAGGAGAAUGAUAGGUUACAAAAGCAAGUUUCACAGCUUAUUUAUGAAAACAACUAUUUCCGCCAACAGACUCAAAAUACGACUUUAGCUACCACGGAUACAAGUUGUGAAUCAGUAGUGACGAGCGGUCAACACCAUUUGACUCCUCAACAUCCGCUAAGGGAUGCCACCUGCAGAGGAAACUUUAAUGAGUUUCUUUCAAAAGCCAUCGGAACUGCUAUCGAGUGGGUCCAAAUGCCUGGGAUGAAGCUCGGUCCGGAUUCUAUUGAAUCGUUGCUAUUUCUCAUGGUUGCAGUGGUGUGGCAGCACGUGCAUGCGGACUUGUCACUGAAAUCCUUAAAGAUCGGCCUUCAUGGUAUCGUGAUUGCUGAGCUGUGGAUGUUACAAACGUGUUGUCCACUGGAAAUGGUGGAACCAUUGAACUGCUUUAUAUGCAGGUUGAUCAAUUGA
Molecule: messenger RNA, 558 nt
Organism: Gossypium arboreum
Lineage: Eukaryota; Viridiplantae; Streptophyta; Magnoliopsida; Malvales; Malvaceae
Product: homeobox-leucine zipper protein ATHB-8-like
Exons: 7
Coding region: 1-558 (185 amino acids)
Molecular function (GO): DNA-binding transcription factor activity
Source: RefSeq, a predicted model, not a curated record